GAUACUCCCAGUUUAUGCUUGAGACAGAUCGCAUUCAGUAUUGCUAGCUUGAAGUUGUAGUAGCGGACAAGUUUCUGGUGUUCCAACAACUGAAGAUCGCGCGCUCGCCAAAACAAAAGGAUGAUUCGGAAUUGGUAUUUAGUAGGGAUCGCAGUAGGUUUCACUGCAUUUUUGUCAGUAAGCUCCCUGCCAUAUCGUGAUAAUUUCUCAGAUCUUCCUGGUCCAUACUGUGAGAAUAUUGGCUGCUGUGAUGAGAGACAAGACUCUUGUUCCGUACCGAUAAUGGGUACCCUAUGUUACUGUGAUGAUUUCUGUAACUACACAAGAGUAGAUGAUUGCUGCCCUGAUUAUUGGUCACACUGCAAAGGCAUACUUCCUCCACCAACAACAACAACGAUUGCUACGACAACUCUAAAUAAUGAUCCUCAACAGUUGACUAGUUGUACGUUCCAGGAGAGAACAAUAUACCUUGGAAAUAAAGUCCAAGAUAACUGUAACGAAUGUAUCUGUGAAGCCGAGGGCAAAUUGCUGUGUGACACGAACGUUUGUAUGAUCGAUCCCAAUAUUACCAGUGUCAUCAAUAGGAAUCCUGAAUUAUUUGGUUGGACAGCUUCGAAUUAUACGGAAUUCUGGGGCAGAACCCUCGAUGAUGGUAUCACAUUCAGAUUGGGAACUCUUCCACCACAACAAUUCGUGAUGAGUAUGAAUCCUGUAAGGAGAAUUUACGAUCCAAAUGCACUACCAAGAGAAUUCGAUUGUGACGCCGUCUGGCCAGGAUAUAUCUCUGGUAUCCAAGAUCAGAAGUGGUGUGGGUCUUCAUGGGCUAUCUCAACAGCUGCAGUAGCAUCUGACAGGUAUGCGAUUGUUUCCAAAGGUAAGGAAGCAGUGCAUCUGAGUGCUCAAAACCUAAUAUCUUGCGACGACAAGAGGGAGCAGAGUUGUAGUGGAGGUCAUUUAGAUAGAGCAUGGUCCUUCAUUAGAACCUAUGGGUUGGUCGAUGAAGACUGUUUCCCCUAUGUAGGAAGAAAUGAGAAUUGUUUCAUCAAGAGACAAGGAAAUCUUUUACAGUCAAGAUGUAAACCACCACUAUACGGAAAUAGAAAAGCUCGAUAUGGAGUUGGUCCGGCCUACAGACUGGGCAAUGAAAGUGAUAUUAUGUACGAAAUCACUAGAUCUGGACCAGUUCAAGCUACAAUGAAGGUAUAUCAGGACUUCUUCACAUACAACGGAGGUAUCUACAAGCACAGUGAUUUGACACUGAGUCGCAGACAGGGAUAUCAUUCAGUCAGGAUUGUUGGAUGGGGAGAAGAAAUUAGCUACAAUGGAGAACAAAAAUAUUGGAAAGUUGCUAACAGUUGGGGCAGGAACUGGGGAGAAGACGGUUAUUUCAGAAUAGCAAGAGGUACAAACGAAUGUGAAAUAGAAACAUUCGUUAUCGCAUCAUGGCCUCGUGUAGAUAGAAAAAUACAAUUGGCCAACGAGAUACCCAAUAGUGAAUGAAAGUUUCCAGAAAUCGUUAUAUGUUGAGUAAGACACAGAAGAUUGAGUGAAACAAAAUGACAUCUCACAUCGAUGAAAAUAUACAAAUUUUUUAUUUCUAUACAGGAUGGAAUCCAAGUGUAUUUGCUCGUCUUGAAUGUGUUAUAUUAUUGUUCAUAUUUAGGGAAAUUUUGCUAAUAAGCGAUAUGGUUACUCGAUACUGCCCUUAGAUUCUAUACAAUGUGUUCCAUCACGAUAUGGUAAUAAUUUUAUAUAUUUAUACAAAUAUAUCGAUGAGUCAACG
Molecule: messenger RNA, 1783 nt
Organism: Phaedon cochleariae (mustard beetle)
Lineage: Eukaryota; Metazoa; Arthropoda; Insecta; Coleoptera; Chrysomelidae
Source: the annotation of a GenBank genome assembly